UAAAGGAGACAGAGAGAGAAACAAUCUUCCGCAAAACACAUAAAUUUGUUCACAUCCUUUCUGCGUUUUCGUUUCGAUAAAAAUAAGCAAUGUUCCCGGUCACAAGUCGGCGCCAUUUCUCAAUGUCCCUAUAUAUGCUCCGUUCAUCUUCUCCACACAUCAAUCAUCACUCUUUCCUUCUUCCUUCUUUUGUUUCCUCCUCCACUUUCUCUCCUAUCAAAGACCAACCUUUAUCUCCUCCUCCUCCUAUGGCUGCGUGCAUCGACACCUGCCGUACUGGUGAACCCCAGAUUUCUCCUCGCGAUUCUUCUAAAAACCACGAUGAUGAGUCUGGCUUUCGUUACAUGAAUUACUUCCGUUACCCUGAUCGAGCUUCCUUCAAUGGAACCCAGACGAAAACCCUCCAUACUCGUCCCUUGGUUGAAGAUCUCGAUCGCGACGCUGAAAUCGAUGAUGUUUGGGCCAAAAUCCGAGAAGAAGCUAAAUCUGAUAUCGCCAAAGAACCUAUUGUUUCCGGCUAUUAUCACGCUUCGAUUGUGUCCCAGAGAUCGUUGGAAGCUGCGUUGGCCAAUACUUUAUCUGUUAAACUCAGCAAUUUGAAUCUUCCGAGCAACACGCUUUUCGAUUUGUUCUCCGGUGUUCUUCAAGAGAACCCAGAAAUUGUUGAAUCUGUGAAACAAGAUCUGUUAGCUGUUAAGGAGAGAGAUCCAGCUUGUAUAAGCUACGUUCAUUGUUUCCUUCACUUUAAAGGCUUCCUCGCUUGUCAAGCGCAUCGUAUUGCUCAUGAGCUUUGGACGCAGGACCGAAAAAUCCUAGCUUUGUUGAUUCAGAACAGAGUAUCUGAAGCCUUCGCUGUUGAUUUCCACCCUGGAGCUAAAAUUGGAACCGGGAUUUUGCUAGACCACGCUACGGCUAUCGUGAUCGGCGAGACGGCGGUUGUGGGGAACAAUGUUUCGAUUCUCCACAACGUUACACUUGGAGGGACGGGGAAACAGUGUGGAGAUAGGCACCCGAAGAUUGGCGAUGGUGUUUUGAUUGGAGCUGGGACUUGUAUUUUGGGGAAUAUUACGAUUGGAGAAGGAGCUAAGAUUGGUGCUGGCUCGGUGGUGCUGAAAGACGUGCCGCCGCGUACGACGGCUGUUGGAAAUCCGGCGAGGUUGCUUGGUGGUAAAGAUAAUCCGAAAACGCACGACAAGAUUCCUGGUUUGACUAUGGACCAGACAUCGCAUAUAUCCGAGUGGUCGGAUUAUGUAAUUUGAAAAAGUCUUUUUGUGUUUUGUUGUUGUUGUUGUUCAUGGCUUUUCAUUGUUCUCUCGGCUUCUCUUGUUAUUGAAGCUGGUGAAGUAUAUGAUAUGCGAUGCUGUUUCCAUAAUCAGAUCAUUAUAAGAUAAGACUGAUUAAGAUGGGAUUUGAAAGUAAAACUCGGAAACUCUAAUCUCUGUUUAGUGGAGUUUCCUGUGGUUGGUUUCUGAUUAGCAGAGACUUAAGAUAUGUUAAGUAUGCAAGUGUUUAUUUGGUUAAACCAUGAUUUCUGUGAUUAGACUCUUGGGAAUAAACGGAAAAUUCAUCA
Messenger RNA from Arabidopsis lyrata subsp. lyrata, 1570 nucleotides. Its product is annotated as serine acetyltransferase 3, mitochondrial. NCBI's taxonomy places the organism in Eukaryota, Viridiplantae, Streptophyta, Magnoliopsida, Brassicales, Brassicaceae. The transcript has a single exon. Bases 90 to 1259 code for a protein of 389 amino acids. Gene Ontology annotation, cellular component: cytoplasm; cytosol. The record is from RefSeq and is a predicted model, not a curated record. Gene Ontology annotation, molecular function: L-serine O-acetyltransferase activity.